Messenger RNA from Lactuca virosa, 1430 nucleotides. Lineage: Eukaryota; Viridiplantae; Streptophyta; Magnoliopsida; Asterales; Asteraceae. The record is from the annotation of a GenBank genome assembly.
AUUUCCGAAUCGCCUUCACCCUUCAUCUUCCGCAAUUAAUGCCAUCUUCAUCUUUCUCAUACGAAACCCUCACGUUAGCUCUCUGUGAAUUCGAACCUUACCUCUGAUCUCGAUCUCGAAGAAGCAUUUCACGCACAACCACGAUGGAAUUCAUGGAUAACUCAAGGCAACCUUUGAUCCCCAGCUUUCUCUACUCUCCUACAAGAUUCAUUGAUUUUGAGCAAAAUUUGACGGCUAAUCAACGGAACUCUUUUUCGUCUUCGAGGUGUACGCCGUUGGUUUCAUCGUCGACGCAGAAAAGAGGUUUCGUGAUACCCGCUCCUAGCGAGCAGCGUAAGAUCGCGAUGUUUUCUCCGGCUUAUUACGGAGCAUGUACAGCUGGUGGUAUUUUCAGUUGCGGUCUCACUCACAUGGCCGUCACUCCGCUGGAUCUCGUCAAAUGUAAUAUGCAGAUAAACCCUACAAAGUACACGGGAAUUGCUUCUGGUUUUGGAGUAUUGCUGAAAGAGCAGGGAGCGAAAGGAUUCUUUAGGGGUUGGGCUCCAACCUUGUUUGGUUACAGUGCACAGGGUGCUUGCAAGUUUGGAUUUUAUGAAUUCUUCAAGAAAACCUACUCUGACAUGGCUGGCCCUGAGUUUGCAACCAAAUACAAAACAUUGAUCUUCCUUGCUGGCUCUGCAUCUGCUGAAUUCAUUGCUGAUAUUGCUCUUUGCCCUUUCGAGGCAGUUAAAGUUCGUGUCCAAACAAAACCUGGAUAUGCCAAAGGUAUCUCAGAUGGCCUUCCAAAGUUUAUCAAAGCUGAUGGUGUCUCUGGGCUUUAUAAGGGAUUAGCUCCUCUUUGGGGACGACAAAUUCCAUAUACAAUGAUGAAGUUUGCAUCUUUUGAGAAAAUUGUGGAGAUGUUGUACAUGUAUGCUAUUCCCAUGCCAAAGGAUCAAUGCAGCAAAAGGUUGCAGCUUGGAGUGAGCUUUGCUGGUGGUUAUGUGGCUGGUGUUUUCUGUGCCAUUGUCUCUCACCCUGCUGAUAAUUUGGUCUCCUUCCUCAACAAUGCUCCAGGUGCUACUGCUGGUGAUGCUGUGAAGAAGCUUGGGAUGGUGGGUCUAUUCACACGUGGACUUCCUCUUCGUAUUUUUAUGAUUGGAACUCUCACGGGAGCACAGUGGGGUAUUUAUGAUGCUUUCAAAGUCUUUGUUGGCCUGCCUACUACUGGUGGUUCUGCUCCUCCUGCUAAGUAAAGUUAUGGUGGAAUGGGUGAAAGCUGAGUGAGUUUGUAUUGUGAAGGGCAUGCAUGAUGAAUGUCGGUAUAAUUAAAUAACAUUAGGUUAGAUUCACAAUCACAACUGUCAGUGCUUUUGUUACUAUUAUUAUAGAUUACAAAAUGAAUGUUUGUUAUGUAUGACGCAAGUUAAUUUCAACUUGUUUUUUUUUUU